AUGAUGAAUGCAGCGGAUGAUGAAUUCGAAUCGGUUCUCUGGAUUGCGCGAGAGUGUUACGUCUACCGAUUACCCCCACGGACAUCCUCUGCAGGCUAUAAGGCCGCGGAAUGGGGCGACAUGGAGGCCUUUCUUUGGAAAGGCAGACUCAGGAUCCUUGAGAGAGGUUCCGAGAACGACCCUUCCAAUUCUACUAAAUGUUUUAUUCGGUUGGAGGAUGCGGAUACCGGCGAGUUGUUCGCGAACUGUCCCUAUACGCUCGACGGGAAAUCCGUCGAACCCGUCCUGGAUUCCUCGCGCUAUUACGUGGUUAGGGUCGAAGAUGCCUCGACCGGUCAGCGGGCUUUUCUUGGGAUGGGCUUCCCCGAACGCUCCGACAGUUUUGAUUUCAAUGUGGCUCUUCAGGAUUGGACCAAGCGACAACGAAGCACCAGUAAGCGGGAGGAAGUGGAUCAAGGACCGUCGCCGCACAUUCCCAGCGGUCCGAAGCGGGACUUCUCGCUGAAGGAGGGCCAAACGAUCUCGAUCUCCUUCGGGGGCGGCCGCGUGCCGAGUCCUCUCAGACGAGUCUUCAAGCUUGCCCUCAAAUAUCUCCAGCCCAGAAGCGUUCUGCGUUUGCCCGAUGGGCGAUGCCAGAUGGGGGUUUGCUGUGUCGAUGGCCACGGCAGGCUGAGGCUGUAUAAAACACCCUCGCCCAUCGACCAUCCCCCGCCCACCACGACCUCGAUACCCACUCCAGAACCAACCACACACACGCACACACCCAACCCAUAUCCCACCAUGGCAGUCCAGCUCCGGAAUGUCUUCACAGAGAAGGCGGCCAGAGACCUCCCGGUCUUUGUCACCUUCAUCACUGCCGGCUAUCCUAACCCCGAGGCGACGGUCCCGUUGAUGCUGGCCAUGGAAGCCGGCGGGGCCGACAUCAUCGAAUUGGGCGUGCCGUUCACCGACCCUUUGGCCGACGGACCCGCCAUCCAAGAGUCUAAUAAUGUCGCCCUUAGUCACAAUGUCGAUUACCGAAGAUGUUUGAAAUUCGUUUCCGAAGCCAGAUCGCAGGGAUUGAAAGCCCCAGUCAUCUUAAUGGGUUACUACAACCCUCUCAUGGCUCAUGGAGAACAGGCCUCGAUUGCCGAUGCUAAACAAGCCGGCGCCAACGGAUUCAUUGUCGUCGAUCUACCGCCCGAAGAGGCCGUCAAGUUCCGAACCCUGUGUACCGGUGCCGGCUUGAGCUAUGUACCUCUCAUCGCACCAACAACGACUGACUCUCGAAUCGGUUUCUUGAGCUCGAUAGCGGAUUCAUUUAUGUAUGUAGUCUCAAAGCUGGGUACUACAGGUACAAGUGAAAAGGUCGCAACCUCACUGCCCGAUCUUAUUUCUCGGAUCCGAAAAUUCUCUCAUGCCGGUACCGACAACUCGAUCCCACUGGCAGUCGGCUUCGGUAUCUCAACGGCAGAUCACUUUGACCACGUCGGAGGGCUCGCAGAUGGAGUGGUCGUAGGAUCCAAAAUCAUCGAGGUUCUGAAACUUAACCAAGGUGAAGGUGCCGUCAAGGCUGUCCAGCAAUUCUGUGAAGGCUUGUGUGGAGGCAAAGCGGGUCGUCCACGCAAGGCCCCGGUGAAGAAUGCAAUCAAUGGUCUUGUCUCACAGCUCUCGACACUCAUGACCAAUGGCCACGCCCACCCAACGACAAACGGGACCUCCAAACAACCGACUCCUGACAACAGUUUGCCUUAUCGCUUUGGCGAGUUCGGUGGCCAAUACGUCCCCGAAGCCCUGGUCGACUGCUUGCUCGAAUUGGAGACCUGUCACCGCGAGGCGAUGGCCGACCCGAAGUUCCAGGCCGAGUUCAAGAGCUACUACGGAUACAUGAACCGUCCCUCGGGGUUGUAUUUCGCAGAGCGACUGACCGAGCAUGUCGGGGGAGCCAAGAUCUGGUUCAAGCGCGAGGAUCUCAACCACACUGGCUCCCACAAGAUCAACAAUGCGGUCGGGCAGAUCCUUCUGGCUCGUCGACUGGGCAAGACUCGGAUCAUCGCCGAGACUGGCGCCGGGCAGCAUGGCGUCGCCACCGCUACUGUCUGUGCAAGGUUCGGGAUGGAAUGUGUCGUUUAUAUGGGUGCUGAGGAUGCCCGUCGCCAAUCUUUGAACGUCUUCCGAAUGAAAAUGCUCGGCGCUCAGGUAGUCGCGGUGACCAGUGGCAGUCAGACCCUGAAAGAUGCUAUCAACGAGGCCAUGCGUGACUGGGUGACGAAUGUUGCCACAACACAUUAUCUCGUAGGCUCGGCCAUCGGCCCUCAUCCAUUCCCUACGAUUGUCCGGGACUUCCAAAGCGUGAUCGGACGAGAGAUCAAGGAACAGCUCCUAGCUGAAAUCGGCAAAUUGCCAGAUGCCGUGAUUGCCUGUGUGGGUGGUGGCAGCAAUGCUAUCGGUACUUUCCACCCGUUUAUCAAUGAGAAAAGCGUGCGGAUGAUCGGGGUAGAAGCGGGAGGAAGUGGGACGGACACCGAUCGGCACUCGGCGACGUUGGCCAAGGGGACGAAGGGAGUGCUCCACGGGGUGCUGACCUACAUUCUACAGAGCCCGAGCGGGCAGAUCGCGGAGACGCAUUCGAUCUCCGCCGGGCUCGAUUACCCCGGCGUCGGCCCGGAACACUCGUUCUUGAAGGACGCCGGGCGGGCCGAGUACCGGGUGGCGACCGACCUCGAGGCCUUGAAAGGAUUCCGGUUGUGCGUCCAGUACGAAGGGAUCAUCCCGGCUCUCGAAACCGCUCAUGCUAUCUGGAGCACCGCCGAGGUGGCUAGAGAACUCGGAAAGGAUGCCAAUAUCGUCAUGUGUUUAUCUGGCAGAGGAGAUAAGGACGUGGAGCAGAUUGCUCAACAGUUGCCCAAGUUCGCCGACGCGCUGGAUUGGCACAUUGCUCCUUGA
Molecule: messenger RNA, 2925 nt
Organism: Puccinia triticina
Lineage: Eukaryota; Fungi; Basidiomycota; Pucciniomycetes; Pucciniales; Pucciniaceae
Exons: 13
Coding region: 1-2925 (974 amino acids)
Biological process (GO): endocytosis; L-tryptophan biosynthetic process
Cellular component (GO): cytoplasm; membrane
Molecular function (GO): tryptophan synthase activity
Source: RefSeq, a predicted model, not a curated record